GGGAAAAUAUUUGAUUUGGUUUCUUCUUCGGACGAUGUAGGAAAUUGGAGGAAAAAGAAUGGUGCAGCUCUACAUGUAAUUCAUACUACAUUGUCGGUAGAAAUUUUUGUUCAAAUAAAGAAAUCAGUUCGGUAAAAGUUGUUUGGAAUAAAUUAGCCAAAAUGGAUCAAGAGAGGCAAUCUAAAUCGAAACCAGAAAUUGGCGUGGGGGCAUCGGAUGGGAAAAAGGAUGAAAUAACUGAAAUAACUGAAAUACUUCAUUGUGAGGGGUGGGGUACAGGAGAAGAAGAUGAGAUGAUUGAAGACUCUCACCUUGUGGACUUGAGAAAAAGGAUUUGCGAAGGAGAUUGGAAUGCUGUUAAGCAGUUUUUUGACAGGCAUCCACUAGAUACAAUAAUAUUAUCAAACGAAGGCUACACUGCUCUUCAUGUUGCAAUACUGGUCGGGCAAUAUGAGAUCGCCGAGGAUUUGAUAAAGAUGAUGUCGGGAAUAGAUCUGGAAAAAAGGACUGCGUGGUACAGUGAUGGUCACACUGCUCUUACCUUGGUUGCAACGACGGGAAGAAUAGGCUUGGCAAAAUGCAUGGUCCAAAAGAACAGCAAUUUACUUAUUCUUGCAAAUGCUCUGGGCUAUAUUCCAGUAACUGCCGCAUGUGCUGCGGGCCACAAGGACAUGGCAUACUACCUUUAUCGUCGCACCCCACCCGAAGUGUUCCUAUCAUAUUUUGGUAAAUAUGGAUUGGAUCUCAUGAGGGCGGGCAUAGAUAACAAAAUUUUAGUUCAAUCUCUUUCGAAUUGUGGAGCGGUUAAGGCGAUGUUUGAAGCUACCAAGCAGGGCAUUGUUGAAUUCGUCGCUGAGCUAUUGAAAAUAACCCAACCACUCAUUUUCACUGAGAAUGAUUAUCAAAGAAACGUUUUCAUGAUAGCAAUCCAAUAUCGUCAAGAACGCAUUUUCAGCCUCCUAUAUGGCAUUAAUGAGGAAUGGACAGCCCAUAUUCUUAAUCAGACAGAUAUAUGCAGGAAUAAUAUGUUACAUGUGGCAGGGGAGCUAGCUCCUCCUCCUCAACAUGCACGAAUCUCCAGCCCCGCAUUGCAUAUGCAAAGAGAAGAGGUGGAAAGCAUUGUUCCAGAAUGGUGCAAAAAAUCUAAAAAUGAUAAUGGUGAAACCCCUUAUGAAGUAUUUUCAAAGAGCCAUAAAGAAUUAGUGGACAAGGGGGAAAAAUGGAUGAGGGACAUGGCAAAUUCUUUUAUUGUUGUCGGUACUCUCAUUAUUACGAUCACGUUUGCUGCAGCCAUUACUCUUCCAGGCGGCAAUGCUCAAAAUGGCUUCAGUCUUAAUGUUUAUGGGAAUCCUAGCAUCGCGCUUCGACCCGGUAGAUUUUCUCCAGUCCUUACCCAAGAAGUUGAUCAUUUUCCUCUCCACUAUUCUUAUUUCUAUUGCAGCAAUGAUGGUUAGCUUUUCUGCUGCUCUUUGGAUUAUACUACAACAUCGACCGUGGGCAAUCAUUCCCAUAAUUAUAAUGGCUAGCAUUCCAGUUACAUUUUUUGUAUUGUUGCAGUUUCCCCUCCUUGUUGAAAUUUAUUCUUUGACAAAUGCUACGGGAAUAUCUUUUGACAGAAAAAUGAAGCCUUGGCUGUAGUGGAGAUCAAGUUGAUUGAUUUUUCUGGAGCAUAAGCGAGCAGUUUCCCCUUCAAGUUGAAAUCCUUUAGCUUGUUCUUUGGUUAUGUUUGUUGGAACUUCUAAUUUCCCUGUUC
Molecule: messenger RNA, 1753 nt
Organism: Rubroshorea leprosula
Lineage: Eukaryota; Viridiplantae; Streptophyta; Magnoliopsida; Malvales; Dipterocarpaceae
Source: the annotation of a GenBank genome assembly